GUUCCGGAUAUCAAUGACAAACAACAUCCAACAGAGGAAAUUUUGCAGAGACAAGAAGCUUUGGAAACCAGGAUGAAUGCCUUGGAAAAUUUGAUCUUCAACCAGGCCCUUGAGGUGACGGAAGAAGCACCUCAAAAAGGGGCAACCUCUGAGGAAAACGACGAGCCGGCAGAGUUGGCGGAGCGGGCGGAAAGGGGACUGAAAGAUUAUGAUGAGGAGGUCCCGGUACCGACUGAAGAGAACAAGUUUCAACAUCUGGACUUGAGCGGCUUGUCCCAAAAGCUUUUAAACUUGGGCGACCGAAUGAAAAGCUUGAAAUAACAUUCUAGGAUUCCAUUGGAGUCAUGAAUCUGCCACAGGGUGAGGCCACUCCUCUUCGUCCCUCUCCUUCUCCUCGUUGUCGGGCUCAGGAUUCAGCACGCGAUAUGCCGGGAUUAGAUGACUGGUGCCGCGACAACUGCUCCACAGGCAAUUGUCCUAAUAAUUUGUGUGUUUGUGAUCACUAAUACAAUUGUACACCUUGAGCAAGAA
Messenger RNA from Tigriopus californicus, 531 nucleotides. RefSeq lists its product as uncharacterized. NCBI's taxonomy places the organism in Eukaryota, Metazoa, Arthropoda, Copepoda, Harpacticoida, Harpacticidae. The record is from RefSeq and is a predicted model, not a curated record. The transcript is spliced from 4 exons. The coding region runs from base 73 to 321 and encodes 82 amino acids.